Molecule: messenger RNA, 4331 nt
Organism: Petromyzon marinus (sea lamprey)
Lineage: Eukaryota; Metazoa; Chordata; Hyperoartia; Petromyzontiformes; Petromyzontidae
Product: tubulin alpha chain, testis-specific-like
Biological process (GO): tRNA splicing, via endonucleolytic cleavage and ligation; microtubule-based process
Cellular component (GO): microtubule
Molecular function (GO): GTP binding; nucleic acid binding; tRNA-intron lyase activity
Source: RefSeq, a predicted model, not a curated record
CCUGGGCGCGAGAGGAAGGAGAAAAAAAAAGCAAAAUAAACGCGCGCAGGGAGACGCCACGAGACGCGGCGGUGAGCAGGCCGCUAUGAACAGCUGAUUGCCAAUAUGGCAGCGCCCAUUGCAGCACCAUGUGUGCGCCUUCCACACACACACGCACGUGUCAGCUGAUUGCUAAACGCUAAUUGCAAUUGCGGGUGAGUAAUCACAGUCGAGGUGGCGGUGAACUCGGUAUCAACAUUCAUCAAUCCACUGCUGGAUGAAGACUUCGCUAUCUCACACCUCCGGGAAUCGUAAUUGAGUACUACCUCGCGCGACUUAAAACUCGCCAUGGGGCGAUAAAGUGAGAACCACUUUGUGCGAUAUCAGCCGCUGUUUGUAAUUCGGACUGACUUCGCGCCCCGCCAUACCAAUAUGGAAUUACCACCAAUGGCUAAGGUACUGUAGGAGCACGAGCUGAGAGCGACAUACAUUGAAAGCGAGUUUUUAUCAUAGCCACCAAUCGGCGCUGAGAGGCGGUGUUAGGGUGGUUCGUGAGAGACUUUGACUCACCGAUAAGCAAGUAUCGGCCCGCAAACUCCAGAGCGGUGAUAGGCGCCCGGAGAAGCGUGGAGGCCGCGGCGAAGAGUCGAGGAGGGACCUGCCCCGAGGCGACCCCAGGCCCGGGGGUACACGGGGAAUCGGGACCCCGAGGCAGGGACGGGAACCCGCCUGCCUCUUGCUCCAUUCCGUGGCGUCGACGUUCGCUUCUUCGUCCGGGCUUGGUUGUCCCGAGCGCCCCCUUGUGUUCCAACUUUACCAGGACCCACCACCCUUACUGGGACCACCUCCAUAACUAGGACCACCUCCUCACCCGCCGAUGGCGAUGCCCGCUCCGUUCCGCGCCCCCAAGCGCAAGCGCUGGCCUCGCGAACCGUACGAGGGGCCCUUUCCGGUGCCCAUACGUCGUCGCGCCCCUCUCCUGCUGGACGGUUCAUCGCCCAUCCCUCCCGAGAACAAACCCUUGGACGUGGACGUGGGCGCCGCUGACCCGUCCACCACAAGGGGUAUCGGGGAGGCGCGCCAGCAGCCUGGCGGCGUCGCUCACGCCGCAGGGCCGAGCGCCGCUGUUGAGAACGAAAGUGGUUCCACGUGUGGGAACCUCGGUCUGCCUGUUGCCGCUGCUGCCACUGUGACUUUCGGCGAGGGGAGAGAGGGGAGCGAGGGGAGAGAAGGGAGCGAUGGGUCAGAGCGCUACAGAGGAGAGCUGGUGCACGGUGCGGUGCUGGUGCGAGACCGCGGGGACAUGGAGGCGCUGUACAGCCGAGGAUUUUUUGGGAAAGGGUUUCUGUCGAAGAGCAGACCUCAGUUUUCUGAGACCCGACGUUUCACGCCUCCGGGAAGCCAGCCUUGCCGGGACCCUCGGAGGGAUCGUGAACAACCCGGCACGUUACCCGGCACGCGCAGCGUGGAGGCAGACUCACCGCUUUGCGGCGCCGCUACGAGCAACGGCGACAAUGACGCCGUCGAGGACGGCGCUUGCCCCCGCCAGCGCGUUGGUUCGGCCGUCGGCCGUGAUGAUGGAGAUGACGCAGCAGGACGAGAGGUGGACAGGGACAGUGGCGGUGCCGCAUGGAUGGAUUCAGCGCAUGCCGCUCAUACGGAUUCAGGGGCGACAAUGGCGACCGAGGGGGUGCCGGAUGAAUCGUGCAAGCCCGUUGUCGGGUGCCAGCAAAAGACAGAGCGCAUUGCAGAGCAUCUGCAGCUAGCGCCGGAGGAGGCAUUUUUUUUGGCAUACGCCCUGGGGUGCCUGACCGUCUCCCUAAACGAGGAGGAGCUGUCCCUGAGUGAGCUGUGGAGAGUGUGCGUGCGCGCGUGCCCACGCUUCCUAGCCCUCUACCCGGCCUAUCACUACUUCCGCUCCCGAGGCUGGGUCCCCAAACCCGGCCUCAAGUACGGAACCGACUUGCUGCUCUACCGAAAAGGACCACCCUUUUACCACGCUAGCUACUCGGUGGUGGUGGAGAUGGUGGACGGCACCAAUUUCCGCGGUGACGCCUUCCGACCCUUCAGCUGGCGCUCACUCGCGGGCCUCAACCGGACGACCAUGAACGUGUCCAAGGAGCUGCUGCUGUGUUUCGUGGUGCGUCCUGCGGGCCUGACGGAGGAGGAGCUCUCUUCUCCCGAGUGUCUGCGCCGCUUGCGCGUGCAGCGCGAGUGCAUCUCGGUACACGUCGGGCAGGCCGGCGUGCAGAUCGGCAACGCGUGCUGGGAGCUCUUCUGCCUGGAGCACGGCAUCAUGCAGGACGGCACCCUGCAGGACAAGCAGUCGCAGAGCGCCCUGGCCGCCGCCGCCACCGUCGCCGCCGGCAGCGGGGGCAGCAGCGGCGGCGGCGGCGGCGCGGCGAGGCCGCAGAGCGACCGCAAGGACGCGUUCAGCACCUUUUUCAGCGAGACCGACGCCGCCAAGUACGUGCCCCGCGCCGUCUUCGUCGACCUGGAGCCCACCGUGGUCGACGAGGUGCGCACGGGCCCGUACCGCCAACUCUUCCACCCCGAGCAGCUCAUCACGGGCAAGGAGGACGCGGCGAACAACUACGCGCGCGGCCACUACACCAUCGGCAAGGAGAUCGUCGACCUGGUGCUCGACCGCAUCCGCAAGCUGGCCGAUCAGUGCUCGGGGCUGCAAGGAUUCCUGAUCUUCCACAGCUUCGGGGGCGGCACGGGCUCGGGCUUCACGUCGCUGCUCAUGGAGCGUCUCUCGGUUGACUACGGAAAGAAGUCCAAGCUGGAGUUCUCCAUCUACCCUGCGCCACAGGUGUCCACCGCCGUGGUGGAGCCCUACAACUCCAUCCUCACCACCCACACCACCCUGGAGCACACCGACUGCGCCUUCAUGGUGGACAACGAGGCCAUCUUCGACAUCUGCCGCCGCAACCUGGACAUCGAGCGCCCCACCUACACCAACCUCAACCGCCUCAUCGGCCAGAUCGUGUCGUCCAUCACGGCCUCGCUCCGCUUCGACGGCGCCCUCAACGUCGACCUCACCGAGUUCCAGACCAACCUGGUGCCCUACCCGCGCAUCCACUUUCCGCUGGUCACCUACGCGCCCAUCAUCUCGGCCGAGAAGGCGUACCACGAGCAGCUGUCCGUGGCUGAGAUCACGACGGCCUGCUUCGAGCCGGCCAACCAGAUGGUGAAGUGUGACCCGCGGCACGGCAAGUACAUGGCGUGCUGCAUGCUGUACCGUGGCGACGUCGUGCCCAAGGAUGUCAACAACGCCAUCGCCGCCAUCAAGACCAAGCGCAGCAUCCAGUUCGUUGACUGGUGCCCCACGGGCUUCAAGGUGGGCAUCAACUACCAGCCCCCCACGGUGGUGCCGAGCGGCGACCUGGCGCGGGUGCAGCGCGCCGUCUGCAUGCUCAGCAACACCACGGCCAUCGCUGAGGCCUGGGCUCGCCUGGACCACAAGUUCGACCUCAUGUACGCCAAGCGCGCCUUUGUGCACUGGUACGUGGGGGAGGGAAUGGAGGAGGGGGAGUUUGCCGAGGCCCGGGAGGACCUGGCCGCCUUGGAGAAGGACUACGAGGAGGUCGGGGUCGACUCCCUGGAGGGCGACUGCGAGGACGGGGAAGAGUACUGACCCGUUGACCCAAUGACCCGGUGACCUGGCCUUCCCUUGCCAGCGCCAUGGGCCUUCGUGGCUGCUGCCUUAAAGCUAUCGUCAGACGCGAACGCAACUCAAACGCCACAGACAGGGGGCACACAGAGGCUGCGCUCGUAAAAAUGAAUUCCCUAGCUCAGUUAUUCAUUCAUUCGUAAAAAGGUAAAGAUGCAGCCCUGCAAUUUCUUGCUCGCACAACUGCUGGCAGAAGGGUCUCGGCUAGAGGGAGCGCUAGAGAGACUCUCUCGAGGGUAUUGGCACGCCAAAUCCAUCCCACCUUUUGUAUGCAAACUUUAUAGCAUUAUAAGAAUACCGGGUACAAUAAUACUGGAUAGUAUUAUUACGCAUAAGCAUAUCUUGUAGCGGUAGUGCCGUACACCGACAAUCCCUCCUCCACGUCCAGCCUAGAAGUGUUCCGGGGAAUGUUGAGUGAGACAUGAAGCCCUGUGUCGUCGAAAAGUGUGGUGUCUGGGAAAUGGAUUAGUGAGGUGGUGGGGGGGGGGGGGGGCAGUGUUUUCAACUUUUUAUUUCAGAACCCCAACAUUUUCCUAUCCUCAGCAAUGAUAACUAUGGAAUAGACGUUGAAACGUCGACACCGCGAUGCGUGUUUAGGAGCGCAGCCGGCGUGCGAUGUUCAGCUUACAACGUAGCGCACCGAUAUGACAUUCAAAUACACAGUCUGUGAACGCCA